This is a messenger RNA of Alternaria ethzedia, 270 nucleotides long. RefSeq lists its product as uncharacterized. Lineage: Eukaryota; Fungi; Ascomycota; Dothideomycetes; Pleosporales; Pleosporaceae. The transcript has a single exon. The coding region runs from base 1 to 270 and encodes 89 amino acids. The record is from RefSeq and is a predicted model, not a curated record.
AUGUCUGCUCCCAACGCCAACACUCCCAACGAGGGCAUCGUCGGCCAGGCCGUCAACUCUGUCAAGAACGCCGCCAACUACGUCGCCGAGACCGUCCAGGGCCAGACCGCUGAGGCCAACAAGGAGGCCAACAAGCAGCAGGCUAAGGGCAACGUCCCUGGCCAGGACUCCCUCACCGACCGUGCCUCCGGUGCCCUGAACGCUGCUUCCGACAAGAUGAACCAGGAGAAGCACGAGGGCUCCGCUGAGGCCAACAAGCGCUCCAUCUAA